CCGCUUCCCCAGCGGCCGCCCGGGAAGGAGGAAGGCGGCCGCAUCCCGGCUGCUCUCCCCGGAACCUGCGCAUGAGCACCGCAUCGCGCCUCCCGCCCUUCCCUCCUCCUUCUCCUCCCUCUCCUUCUGCUCCGGCUCCGCGAGGGCCUGGCCGCCGCUCCGCGCCCCGCCCCGCCCCGGGGAUGCGCUGCUCGGCGGCCGCUCGUAGGAGCUGCGCGGCGGGCGGGGAGCGGGAUGGAGGUGGAGGAGGCGUUCCCGCUGGUGGGGCAGAUGGGCCCUUACCAGGUGUACCUGUGCGUCCUGCUGGCCGUGCUCCUCCAGCUCUAUGUGGCCACUGAAGCCAUCCUCAUCGCAUUGGUGGGUGCAGCUCCUCCCUACCACUGGGAUCUUCAAGAGCUCUCAGCUAAUCAGAGCCAUGGCAACCAUUCAGCGAGUGAUCAGAGAGCUUUUGGGGAAUGGCUUCUGACUGCCAACGGCAGCGAGGUGCAUAAGCAUGUACACUUUGGCAGCAGCUUCACAUCCAUAGUCUCUGAGUGGUUUUUAAUUGGCAAUGCAUCAUAUAAAGUCAGUGCUGCCAGUUCUUUGUACUUCAGUGGUGUGUUUGUUGGAGCCAUCUCCUUUGGCCAGCUCUCUGAUCGCUUUGGAAGGAAGAAAGUCUAUCUCACAGGUUUUGCUCUUGACAUCUUGUUUGCUAUUGCAAACGGAUUCUCACCCUCGUAUGAAUUCUUUGCCGUUUCUCGAUUCUUGGURGGGAUGAUGAAUGGUGGGAUGUCCCUGGUAGCCUUUGUCCUGCUGAAUGAGUGUGUGGGUACAGCCUACUGGGCAUUAGCAGGCUCUAUUGGUGGCUUGUUCUUUGCUGUGGGAAUUGCCCAGUAUGCUUUACUGGGGUACUUCAUUCGUUCCUGGAGGACUCUGGCAGUUGUGGUUAACCUGGAAGGCACAGUUGUCUUUCUUCUCUCUCUAUUCAUUCCCGAGUCCCCCCGCUGGCUCUAUUCCCAGGGCCGUCUGAACGAGGCAGAAGAUGCCCUCUACCUCAUUGCAAAGAGGAACCGCAAGCAGAAAUGCACUUUUUCAUUAAAACUCCCAGCAGAGAGGAGCUCCAGAGAGGCUGGCAGCUUUCUGGACCUGUUCCGAUACAGGAUUCUCUUGGGACGCACCUUGAUCAUGAUGUUCACCUGGUUUGUGUGCAGCUUGGUUUAUUAUGGUCUUACCCUUAAUGUGGGUGACUUAGGUGGAAAUAUUUAUGCCAAUUUAGCCCUGUCAGGCUUGGUAGAAAUCCCAGCRUACCCAGUCUGUAUUUACUUGAUUAACCAAAAAUGGUUUGGUCGGAAGCGAACGUUGAGUACAUUUCUGUUCCUGGGAGGGUUGGCUUCUCUUAUUGUCAUGUUUCUGCCUAAGAAGAAGGAUACUGGAGUGUUUGCAGUGGUGAAUAGUCACUCUCUGUCUUUGCUGGGAAAACUGACAAUCAGUGCUGCUUUUAAUAUUGUCUACAUUUACACAUCAGAACUUUAUCCCACAGUCAUCAGGAAUGUUGGAAUGGGUGCCUGCUCCAUGUUUUCCCGUGUUGGUGGAAUCAUUGCGCCYUUUGUCCCUUCAUUGAAAUCUAUACAGUGGUCUCUGCCUUACAUUGUGUUUGGAGCAACUGGUCUGUUGUCUGGGCUCUUAAGCUUGUUGUUGCCAGAGACCUUAAACAGCCCUUUGCUAGAAACUAUUUCAGACCUGCAGGUGUGCUCRUACUGGAGGCUGGGUGAUGAAGCCAUGUCUUUGCAAGCCCUGGAUGGCUCACAGCCUGGAGACAAGGACAGUUCUACAGGGAGUGAAGAUGAGGAGUUUUAUGAUGCUGAUGAAGAGACUCAUAUGAUCAAGUAAUGAAAAGAAGAAACACUGGCCUAAUAGAUGCCUUUUCUUGUCCAGUCAAUCCAGCUGUAUGACAAGUACUGGGGACCUUGCUUGUCAGGGAMUGUAACUGGGCAAGUGCCUGUGUUUUUCCUUACUAAGAGAGGGAUUUGAGUACUGUUCAGACUGAUGACAUCUCUGAUGCUCUCCAUAUGGGGCAGCCAUUCCAAUUCUUGUGAUUCAGAAUGACAGUGCACAGACUGCAUUUGAAGCCAGGUGAGACAGCAAGAGUGGGAUGAUGCAUUUCAGAAGCCCAGGAAAUAACUUAGGCUUAGACAGCUUUGGACUGCACAAGUUAUUUUAUUUUCAGGGUUGGUGGAUUUUUGUUUUAAUACAAAUUGAUAAACUUGAAAAAAACCACUGUUUUUUCUCAUAGGGUGAAAGGGGUCAGAGAAUGUGUUGUUUGCUACUCCARUGGGAGCAAAUUCCUGAAAUUAUAUGCUAAAGUGGCUUUUGUAUAUUCAGUAGAGGAGAGGCAUCUGAACAUAGGGUUUCUUUGUGUGCACACCUGGUUAGUCAUGAGCUGGGSUUUAACUUAGUGAUAAUGGAAGGCUGGGAGGAAGGACUACACAAAAGAGCAAGCCUGCAAACAUAAGGAACAUUACUGACUUCUUUUGCCCUUUUCAUAUACAAAGCUUUUUCUURGUCUCUCUUGUGCAUUUGUUUGCCUCAUGUUCCCCACAUCUCAGCACUGCUGUUUGUAACUUUGCCUACUUUUACCUUCUCCUUACUUUGCCAUAAAUACUGAAGCUCAGCAACUUMUCUAUGGAGUGAAAUAAUUCUGUGAUGGAUUUAAUUUCCUGGGUGCGACAAAGGUGAGGUAUUUAUCACAUGCUGUGUGUGUGAGGUAUGUUAGAAUGUAUAGCUCUCUUUUGUGGACAUAUCUGUGUUUUUAUUUAUGGAAAAUACUUAACUCUGAAGUGAUAAGAGGAACUGUGGRGUGCUGUUACAUUUUGGGCAUUAUUGUCAGGAAGCUGCUAGUGUUCAUUUAGAAAUUUUAUGUGUAGAUAAGGUUCUCAUUUAAAAAGAAAACAAAUCUCUUUGGACUUCUUUGGUUUCUUGAUGUUGUUUAAUCGGUGCUUGCUCAAGCACCUGCUUUCUUGUCCUUGUUAAGGAAAACAACUUCGCUUUCCUGUUUUUACUGAACUUUCUGUAAGUGCUUCAUUAGAGGGAUAUGGAAUCUUGAAAUAUGAAACACGAACGUAUGAAAUACUCCAACUACAAAACAUGAGGCCUUACAAAGAUUCAGUUUUCUUGAUGACAUUCAUCUUUGUCAUCUAACCUGUGACGUUUUCUUUGUUAAGACUGKGUUCCAUAAAGUGUUUGUUAGUCUUCCUACUUGAGUUCCUAGCAAAGUGCCACACAAUGGCAGCAAAUAUAUUUUCAGGCUCACAAGCCAUUUUUGUAGAUUUARAAUUAAAAAAGGUGGGACUAAAAAUAUCAAAAAAAUGUCUGCUGAAUAUUUCCUGGUUAAACUAGGAUGUUCCUUUACUCUGCAAAGAAAUGAAAGUAAACAGCAUCUGAAGUUUGCAGCUAGCUGCUUGAACUUUGUUCACUGGGAACUGUAAUGCUGGGUAAAGUGCCACUGCCCUGGUUGGGGCAGAGGGCAGCCCAGAGGCUGCAGUUUCACACAUGCACCCUUCCUACUGGGUCUGAGCUUGAGCCAGGCAUUGUCUGUAGGCAAAGUUGGGAACUUCAGUUUCUUUGGACAGUGUAUCAAUAUCAUUGUGAUUUUUGCCUGUAUUAUAAAUUUCACUGGCAGAAUUCUCACCCGUGGUGUUCACUUUUUUUUGUCCCCAGCGUGUUGAAUAGUUGUAUAUGUGGCACUUUUAAACYCAGCUGGGUAGUCUUUCUGCCUUAUUUGGCCCUCUUGUAUAUMAGAAAAUUUCACCAAAUAAGGUACUCAGAAAUAGUUUAAAAGGUUGAAUUUUUUCAAAUAUUUUUAAAUUUUUUUAUUCACAUGUUAAUAUAUGGGCAGUUGGRAAUAUGACUUUUUGUUGCUGAUGGUGAACAGCAUUAAGCCUCCCAGCAUUAACAUGUUGCCAAGAACCAACAGUUGUUUUUAGGUGUUUGUUGCCUCUGUCCCUUUUCAGGUGUUGGGUGGGGUAAAGUCGCUUAAGAGGCAGACAGGAAAUGUCAUUAUCUGCUCCUAUCAAUACUGUAAUGCCACAAGACACUUSAAUAUAAUUUUCAUUAACAGGAAGAUUUGGUAAUGGUUCAGGUGGAGAAGAUUACUCUUUGCAGGACCUGAGCUAAAUUUUGUGAGUCUUCAACUUAAAAUAUAUACCUCUCCACUCAUGCACUUUUAUGUCAUUGGUACACAUAUUUAAAACAGCAAAAACAACAGUGAAGACAAAAUUAGCUCUUUUUUUGCAUAGGAAUUGCUGCUCUUAUUUUAACCUUAAAUCUGUCCCAUGUUUUCAUGUUUGUUUGUUUGUUUGUUUUUUAAUUUUAAAGGGAGUAUUUUAAAAGGAAUUUUCAGUCUUCCAUUGUUUCUCAUAGCAGUUCAUUUAGAGAGUGUAGAGGAAAGAAUCCCUGCUGGAGGAACUCAGCAAUAUAGUAUCUGACUUUACUCUCCAGCUUUGUGUUCUGAAGUUCAAAUCCAUUCAGUGCAUUAACUUUAUUUUCUGAGGCUAUUCAUUUUUGAUAUGAGUGGCUUUCUGGUACAGAAACCUGCUCUUUUUUUU
This is a messenger RNA of Malurus melanocephalus (red-backed fairy wren), 4583 nucleotides long. It is a transcript of the gene SLC22A15, whose product is annotated as solute carrier family 22 member 15. The transcript has 12 exons. Gene Ontology annotation, cellular component: membrane. Lineage: Eukaryota; Metazoa; Chordata; Aves; Passeriformes; Maluridae. Gene Ontology annotation, molecular function: transmembrane transporter activity. The coding region runs from base 235 to 1869 and encodes 544 amino acids. Gene Ontology annotation, biological process: transmembrane transport. The record is from RefSeq and is a predicted model, not a curated record.